This is a messenger RNA of Solea senegalensis (Senegalese sole), 1829 nucleotides long. It is a transcript of the gene gfra4a, whose product is annotated as GDNF family receptor alpha 4a. The transcript has 8 exons. The coding region runs from base 455 to 1786 and encodes 443 amino acids. Gene Ontology annotation, cellular component: signaling receptor complex; external side of plasma membrane. Gene Ontology annotation, biological process: nervous system development. Lineage: Eukaryota; Metazoa; Chordata; Actinopteri; Pleuronectiformes; Soleidae. The record is from RefSeq and is a predicted model, not a curated record. Gene Ontology annotation, molecular function: signaling receptor activity.
UCGGCGCGCAGGUGGAGGCGCAGAGGAGACGAGGAGAGAGACGCGCAGGACGGACUGUCUGUGGAAGAAAACAGCCAGGGAUUUUGUUUCAGUACGCGCAACAUUUUGCUUUCCACGCCAGGAACAAACUGUUUUUUGACUCGGUGAUUGUGUGCGGAGCUUUUCUUUUUUUUUUUUCUCUCUCUUCUCUGGUGACAAAAGUUUGACUGUGCAACCAUGAUGCUCUGCUCCGCUCCUGCUCGUUUUUCACGCACUGCUGUGGAUUCCGGCUCCAGCGCGAGCGUCCAGUCCUCACUCGAGUCUUUUCGGGCUUAAUUUUUCGGCGCCAGUUCCCGAGCAAACAGUGGGGCUUUUUAUCCUCACGCAGCAUCACCACCACCAUCAUCAUCAUCAUCAUCAUCACCACCAGCACCAGCACCACUGGUCUUGCGGGAUUGUGCAUCCAUUUGAAUCAAUGUCGCGCUCCAUUAUGGACUUCCUCGGACUGUACUUCUUGCAGCUGGCGCUCAUUGGAGUCCCACGUGUGGCUCUCUCCAUGGCCGGCAGGGACUGCCUGAGCGCCGGAGACACCUGCUCCAGCGACGACACCUGCAGCCCGCGACUCCGCACGCUCAGACAGUGUGUGGCGGGCGACGGCAGCGUGAAACUGGGACCCGGGGCGCGGAACCAGUGCGAGAACGCCAUGACCGCGCUGAUGUCCACCCCGCUGCACGGCUGCCAGUGUAAACGAGGCAUGAAGAAGGAGAAGAACUGCCUGAGCAUCUACUGGAGCUUGCACCAGUCUGUGCUGCACGGUCUCAGCCUGGUGGAGAACUACCCCUACGAACCAGAGGAGCGCGGCUCAGACUACGUCCGCCUGGCCUCCAUCGCUGCAGAGUCUGAGGUGACGACGGUGAACCGCUGCCUCGACGCCGCCAAGGCGUGCAACAUAGACGAGACGUGCCAGAAGCUGCGCACGGAGUACGUGUCCGCCUGCAUCCAGCCUUCAGCCCGCUCUGGGCCGUGCAACCGGGCCAAGUGCAACAAGGCCCUGAGAAAGUUCUUCGACCGCGUUCCCCCCGACUACACCCACGAGCUGCUGUUCUGCCCCUGCACCGACACGGCCUGCGCCGAGCGCCGCAGGCAGACCAUCGUGCCCUCCUGCUCCUACGAGGACAAGGAAAAGCCCAACUGCCUGGCUCAGCUGCGGGUCUGCAAGGCGGACUAUGUGUGCAGGUCUCGCUGGGCACAGUUCCAGUACGACUGUCAACCCGCGGAGCAGAGCGCCAGCGGCUGCAAGCAGGAGAACUACGGCGCGUGUCUGCUCGCGUACACCGGCCUGAUAGGAAGCACGGUCACUCCCAACUACCUUGACAACUCCACGUCCAACGUGGGGCCGUGGUGCUCGUGCGCGGCGAGCGGCAACCACAGGGAGCAGUGCAGCGACCUCCUGACGUUCUUCCACGACAACGUCUGCCUGAAAAACGCCAUCCUGGCCUUCGGAAACGGCUCGGACGUGAAAACCGGCGCCAGUCAGCCCGGGACGUCGAGUCCGGCCGCGGACGACCACCACAUUCCUCUCCUGGCAACAACCCCCGCCCAAGCCGUCUCCAUGGAAACAGAGCAGAACAUUCUGCGGGCACAGAUACCGACUCAGGUCAACGAGAACGACAGAUUGUGGGGCGACGAGGGAGACUCCACUCUUCCGUCUCCGGGCCUGUCGGACAGCGGGGACCAGCCCGUCGGACCGUCUGUCCUCCUGGGCGUCGGCUGGUUCCUGUGCUCCGUGCUGCUCCUGUCUGACUAACGAGAGGCCUCGCUCACCUGGCCUCCACUGACACGCGACUGGA